Coffea arabica (coffee) is the source of this 278-nucleotide messenger RNA. The record is from RefSeq and is a predicted model, not a curated record. Lineage: Eukaryota; Viridiplantae; Streptophyta; Magnoliopsida; Gentianales; Rubiaceae.
UGUAAUACUUCUUUGUCUGAAUUUAUGCAGGGAAGCACUAGAAGCAGGAAUAACAUCGGAGAACCCUUGGCAACAUCAUACCACUCCAAAUUCAUGGGAACUGUUGAUUAUAUAUGGCAUACAGGCGAGCUUCUUCCUGUCAAAGUUCUUGAAACAUUGGCCAUCAACAAAUUGAAGGAAACAGGUGGACUCCCAAGCAAGAGAUGGGGAAGUGAUCAUCUAGCUCUGGCAUGCGAACUUGCUUUUGCUGAUCAUGGAACAGAGGAAUGACUUCCCCU